UGUCGUCGCGAGAAGAAGCCGCUGGGGGCGUCUGCGCCGAUAAACGGAAGUGUUGGUGACGGUCUGAGGAAUCACCGCCAAGCUGGGAACCGGGGAGAUGGCCGAGACGGACCCCAAGACCGUGCAGGAUCUCACCUCGGUGGUGCAGACACUCCUGCAACAGAUGCAAGAUAAAUUUCAGACCAUGUCCGACCAGAUCAUUGGAAGAAUUGAUGACAUGAGUAGUCGCAUUGAUGACCUGGAGAAAAACAUUGCAGACCUCAUGACACAGGCUGGGGUAGAAGAACUGGAAGGCGAAAACAAGAUACCUGCUACUGCUACACAGAAGAGUUGAAGGUUGCUAAUUUACACUGGAAUCUGGAGCAUUGUUUUUACAAGCCAAGAGAAGACCGUAUGGCUUUUUGCAACUAAUUACUAUGUUGUGAAGUGUGCAUUCUUCUUAUUAUAUACUAUAUAGUUAGUUGAUAGAGUGAUUUCCCCCUUCCCCUGUUUCUUGAACAUGGUAACUUCACAUCUUGAAUCUUGGUCAGUUGUGCUAUUAAAUAUUAAACACUAAAACUUUGGCGGUUCCUGCAUAAAAUUGUCAAAUUUUUUAGUGUAUUUUUGUGAAGUAAUUUUUUUCCUAUCGUUCCUUUUGUAGUAGUUGCUGUUUGAUAAAAGUUGCUGUGUAAUUUUUUUCUAUUAGACAUAUAGUAGAUUAUUCCUUUAUAAUUAGACUUUGUAAAGUAAGACAUUUAUAGAGUUUAGGGUUCUUUAAUUCUCAUCAGAGUGAUGAACUAACACCAAAUAGUGUGUUGGUGGAAAAAUAUUUGUUGGUUACAAAUAUUUUAAAAUUGUUUAUUCAGAAAUACCAGGCACUAUUCUGUUACCAAAACUCAAACUUGAACAGUAAUUUUAUGUCUGUCUUUGAGGUCAGAUGCUAAAGUAAUGAAUAGUAACCACUGCCACUUUAGUAUGAGAAUUUUUAAAUAUGAAAAAUGACAAUUGCCUGAUGUGAUGAGGCAUUCAUUAGUUAGAGUUUUGCAUGAGAUUUGAAUACUUCAGUAGGACCCUACAUUGUUCAUCUACGAUAGUGACCAUGCAAAAUCUGGCAGGAUUUGAAAACUCAGUUACUCCAUCUUUUCUUUGAGCUACUGAUUAGAAAAAGGAGUGAAAAGGGAAACAGACCAUAAGUAAGUCCAUGCCAGUUGCUUCACUAGAAAAUAAUAAAUGACUUGUAGUAGGCCCCAGUUUUUAAGAAAUACUGUUUCUUUAAACUAUUUCUUACCUAAAUUCUUAGAGUAAUGGCUUUAUUAUUCAUUAUAGAAGACGGGUAACUCUUGCCGCUCAGAAAUGUAGUGUCGGGAAUGCUAAGCCUGGGAGGCCGAUACUGACUAAAGGAGAUCCAUGUGAUUGUCACAGCAGAUGAUUUUGUGUAGACAAGGCUGAGGAAUGGUAUGGUGCCUCAAAGGAACAUCCUUAAUACAGUAUGAUUUUUUUAAGUUUCCUAUCUCACCAGUCUUGAUUGUUUUUGUAUUGCAAAUAUAUAAUAUUAAGUAAUUUUUCCUAUUUAUAAAUUAUAUAGAGAACGCAAAGGAGUAAAUUUCUUCUGUGUUAAGAUGAGUUAACCACUGUUAAUUAUGCAGCUGUAGAAACUCCUUUGAUGGGCCAGUAGGUUGUGCUGCCAGGUUGAGCCCUGAACACACCAGAGCCUGCUGGACUCCAGCCAGCCAGGUGGAACCUGUGUGCGGGUGUUUUCAAGCCUGGUCAGUGGCAGCUGGAAAUGGUACUGCAGGAAGGUUAGUCAGGACGGAAAUAGGAGUUGGCUUCCUUGAGUCAUGGAAAGAAGGAUUCCUGAGGCAAGCUCCCCUGACCUCGAGUAUCUGCCCUGAAUAAAGGUGCCUGAAAUCCUGCAGUGGAAGCUUCCUUUGUG
Messenger RNA from Molossus molossus (Pallas's mastiff bat), 1912 nucleotides. It is a transcript of the gene HSBP1, whose product is annotated as heat shock factor binding protein 1. Gene Ontology annotation, molecular function: transcription corepressor activity. Gene Ontology annotation, cellular component: nucleus; cytosol. The transcript is spliced from 4 exons. Gene Ontology annotation, biological process: cellular heat acclimation. Bases 98 to 334 code for a protein of 78 amino acids. NCBI's taxonomy places the organism in Eukaryota, Metazoa, Chordata, Mammalia, Chiroptera, Molossidae. The record is from RefSeq and is a predicted model, not a curated record.